GUUUUAAGACAUUUCAUUUCAUGCCAGCAACGCAAUCAAAAUUUAUGCGGAGAAGUAAUUUCACCAGUAGGGGACUUUAAAUUUAACUUUGAAAUCCUGUGGCCAGACUUGCAGGCUUGCUGUGCAAAAAUGAAUUACCACACAAGCCUCAGCGAACAGUAGAAAAGCCACAAAGAAGGAGCCACCAAAUGUGAGAAGCGGACACAUGGAAAAUGCUUGUUGAAGGUGGCACAACUGACUGAAUCAGCAGAGUGCUGACUGAGGUCACUUAAAAAAGAAACUCAGGCUCUUUCCUUGUCCAGCAUUUACUGCCCAUUAGUGGAGUCCACUGCUUGUGUCCCAUCUUACCAACCAACAUGACCUCCAACUCCAAUUUAUCCAACAUGAAGCGGUUAGUAGAACAACUGAAACUUGAGGCCAGUGUGGAAAGGAUCAAGGUGUCCCAGGCAGCUGCAGACCUCCAGCAGUAUUGUUUGCAGAAUGCAGGAAAAGACGCCCUGCUGGUUGGAGUCCCCACAGGCAGUAACCCCUUCAGAGAGCCUCGGUCCUGCGCUGUGGUUUGAAGAUCAGAGUCUCUGCAUUUAUGUGUCUGAGACAACAACUUAACUUCAAAUAUGGAAUAAAAACCUUUGCAACUUUUUGCAGAGAAUGAAGCUUUGAUAAUUUUCAUUUCUUUCAGAGGAAAACAACUUUUCUGUUUAAUUUUAUUAUGCAAACAAUCUAAAUGCCAGUUUCGAAGUCUUUCUUUCUGUGGUAGUGUGUGAUCUGUGUGUGGUACAGAUGAUAAGUUAUCUGCAGACUGCUCAAAACAGAUGUUUUAGCGUGUUUUCUAAAUGACGCUUUGUAAUCUCAUGGCGCUGGAACUUCCUGAUGUUCAGUCUAAGUUAGGGACGCGGCCAGCGAGAGGAAACCGAGUCUUCCUGUUUCAAACUGCAAGACACUUUUCAGUUUGACAGCUUCUCAGACUUGCUAUUUAUGAACUUAAAUCUCUAGUAACGCUAAUUUAGAAACAAGAUAUGGCUCUGACAUGGAGAUGAUUUUGUGAAUAAACUUUUUGUUUGUGUUUAAA
Messenger RNA from Nothobranchius furzeri (turquoise killifish), 1069 nucleotides. It is a transcript of the gene gng10, whose product is annotated as guanine nucleotide binding protein (G protein), gamma 10. Gene Ontology annotation, cellular component: heterotrimeric G-protein complex. The record is from RefSeq and is a predicted model, not a curated record. Gene Ontology annotation, biological process: G protein-coupled receptor signaling pathway. Lineage: Eukaryota; Metazoa; Chordata; Actinopteri; Cyprinodontiformes; Nothobranchiidae. Gene Ontology annotation, molecular function: G-protein beta-subunit binding.